Molecule: messenger RNA, 1746 nt
Organism: Fundulus heteroclitus (mummichog)
Lineage: Eukaryota; Metazoa; Chordata; Actinopteri; Cyprinodontiformes; Fundulidae
Gene: tmem116
Product: transmembrane protein 116
Exons: 10
Coding region: 601-1716 (371 amino acids)
Biological process (GO): adenylate cyclase-activating G protein-coupled receptor signaling pathway
Cellular component (GO): plasma membrane
Molecular function (GO): G protein-coupled receptor activity
Source: RefSeq, a predicted model, not a curated record
GGGGAUAUGAGUAAAGCCGGUUCUGUUUCAGGUGGUUUUCAGGGAAAUGCCAGAACUUUUCUGGAAGGUUAGUUUAAAAGGAGAAUUUCUUUGACCUGCAGGCUGUUUUUCCCCUGAAGUCAUCGGGCCUCCUGCACCAUGAGGAACCAUGGCUGGUGUCCUCCAGCAGGUGGCGCUGACGGGUAACCUGGCCGUCUCUAUCCGCCAGGUUCUGUUUUACUUCCAGAAAUGAUCCGUUUCUGCUGUGAAGGUUCGGUCCGGUUGGUUUCCUGGAGGUUUGCUGGACCUCCAGGUGAGGCAGGAACCUGCUGAUGAAGGUGAAGCAGACGCUCUGAUCCAAUCAGGGAACCCAUGAUGGAGCCAAUAUUUACCUGCUGGGACUGAGAUAAAUUCAUCAGAACCUUAUCUGGGCCGUUCAGAACCCACCUGGAUGGGUUCAGUCCGUUUCCUCCAGACUUCUGCUGGUCUUCAUCAGCAGGUCCAGGACCUCAGAUCUGUUAGGUGGGUCACCUCCAGCUUUAGAGCCGUUCGGCCAGAACCGGACCGCUGGCGGGUCGGCCUGUAGCUGAGGGCGGAUCAUUCCAGCCCGGUGCCGGCUUGAUGCGUCUCCAGGUGGGCGGGGUCCACCUGGACAAGCCCCGCCCCCCGCAGGAUAAAGGCUGCGGCCGCCGCUCCGCCUGCAGCCUGCAGCAUGUGGCCGUCAGAGACGCUGAGCUUGACCCGCAGCCCGGAGAGCAACACCACCGGAGCCAUGGACUGGACCCAGGUGUACGAGGCCGUCAGGUGGAUCCAGCUGAUCAUGGCUGUGUUCAGCUGCAGCCUCUGUUCCAGCUCAGCGUGGCCGACCUGCUGCUGGCCGCCUGCUGGCUGACCGGCGCCGUCCUCUACUCCCAGAGCUGCAGCAACCUGAGCGUGCUCUGCUACAACCUGCACACCGUGGAGCAGGUUCUGUACAUGGCCUCCUUCUUCUUCACGCUGAACUACGUGUGGAACCUCUACACCGUGAUCAGAGAGAAGUUCAACAGCUGCUUCAGCGGAUACUCCGUCCAGUUCUCCAACAGAGUGUCUGUGAAAGCCAAGCUGAUCGCCGCCUUUUUAGGCCUGUGCCCCGCGCUGCUGAUGGUCCCCGUGUUCAUCCGAGGGAACGCCAGCCACUGCCAGGCCAACUUCACGGAGCCGUACAGGUGUCUGCUGAUGCACACCGGGGCCCUGUUCCUGCGGCCGGGUCACCAGCAGCUGAGCUCCACCUGCAGCGUCCUGCACGUCUACCAGAUCGUGCUCUUCCUGGGCUCCUUCCUCGUCACGCUGCUCGGCAUCACGGGCCUGGUGGUCAAAGCGCGCUGCAUCCACAGGCGCGCCGUGACGGCCAACGGUUACCUGGGCAACGAGCAGCGGGCCUUGUUCCGGGUGAUGGACCUGCGGAUGCUGCUCUACCCUCUGGUCUUCAUCUUCUGCUGGGGCCCUGCCGUGGCGCUGGCUUUCCUCCGGGUGGCGAAGCCCUCGACGGGUCACGGUGUGGUGGGAGGGUGCCUCUACAUAUCUGAGGCGUUCACCUCGGCCUCCCAGGGUUUCCUCAACUGUCUGGUCUACGGCUGGACCCGGCAGCACCUGCGACGGACCGGCCUGGUGCUCCUCUCUCAAGACGUGGACACCCAGACGCCUCUGCUGCGCUCCCAGCAGACCAGGAGCUACCUGGGCCCCGGGACCAUCCGCUGAGGGCCAGCUGACCACCGGGGGGGGGGGGGG